Messenger RNA from Otolemur garnettii (small-eared galago), 865 nucleotides. It is a transcript of the gene MRPL24, whose product is annotated as mitochondrial ribosomal protein L24. Gene Ontology annotation, molecular function: RNA binding; structural constituent of ribosome. NCBI's taxonomy places the organism in Eukaryota, Metazoa, Chordata, Mammalia, Primates, Galagidae. Bases 126 to 776 code for a protein of 216 amino acids. Gene Ontology annotation, biological process: translation. The record is from RefSeq and is a predicted model, not a curated record. The transcript is spliced from 6 exons. Gene Ontology annotation, cellular component: ribosome; mitochondrion.
UCAACGGGCGGGGCUGGUGCCACGCGUGGAGGUGCCAAGCAGCGAUACCGCGGUGCAGCGGAAGGUGGAGCUGAAAAGGUUUCUAAGCCUUUCACUGGCAAAGGGAUUUCUCACAGCCUUCAGCCAUGCGUCUCUCUGCCUUGCUAGCCUUGGCAUCCAAGGUUACUCUGCCCCCCAAUUACCGCUAUGGAAUGAGCCGCCCAGGCUCCCUGGCAGACAAAAGGAAGAACCCCCCAGGGACCAGACGGCGCCCAGUGGCUGUGGAACCCAUCUCUGAUGAAGACUGGCAUCUGUUCUGUGGGGACAUGGUGGAGAUUCUAGAAGGCAAGGAUGCUGGGAAGCAGGGCAAAGUGGUUCAAGUUAUCCGGCAGCGAAACUGGGUGGUUCUGGAAGGGCUGAACACACAUUACCGCUACAUUGGCAGGACUAAGGAUUACAGGGGAACCAUGAUUCCUAGUGAAGCCCCCUUGCUCCACCACCAAGUCAAACUUGUGGAUCCUGUGGACAGGAAACCCACUGAGAUUGAGUGGAGAUUUACUGAGGCAGGAGAGCGGGUACGAGUUUCCACGAGAUCAGGGAGAAUUAUCCCCAAACCUGAUUUUCCCAGAUCUGAUGGCAUCGUCCCUGAAACCUGGAUUGAUGGCCCCAAAGAUACAUCAGUAGAAGAUGCUCUAGAAAAAACCUAUGUGCCUCGUCUAAAGACACUGCAGGAAGAGGUGAUGGAGGCUAUGGGGAUCCAGGAAACCCGGAGAUACAAGAAAGUCUAUUGGUAUUGAGCCUGGGGAGAACAGCUUCUCUCCCACUUGUCUUAGCCUUGAAGGCAGGGCAGCCUCUUUGGAUGCCAAUAAAGACCCAUGAAUCCUCC